Messenger RNA from Pisolithus orientalis, 1398 nucleotides. Its product is annotated as enolase C-terminal domain-like protein. The record is from RefSeq and is a predicted model, not a curated record. Gene Ontology annotation, molecular function: magnesium ion binding; hydro-lyase activity. The transcript is spliced from 12 exons. Gene Ontology annotation, biological process: carbohydrate catabolic process; amino acid catabolic process. The coding region runs from base 1 to 1398 and encodes 465 amino acids. Lineage: Eukaryota; Fungi; Basidiomycota; Agaricomycetes; Boletales; Pisolithaceae.
AUGUCUCGCAAGAUAACUCAUUUUGAAACGCACGACAUCCGUUUUCCUACCUCCCUGACGGGAGAUGGUAGCGAUGCUAUGAACACCGAUUGUGACUACUCUUCCGCAUACGUUACUAUCUUCACUGACGGGGACGAACCCCUCGUGGGGCAUGGUAUGACGUUUACCAUCGGUCGUGGAAACGAUAUCGUGUGUCAAGCUAUAGCAGCACUUGCGAACAGACUCAUUGGUCUGGAACCUGAAGACCUCUUCAAGAACAUGGGAAAAACGUAUGAUUAUAUCAGUGCUGACUCUCAGUUGCGAUGGAUUGGUCCUGAGAAAGGAGUCAUUCAUAUUGCCGCAGGGGCAGUGAACAAUGCCUUAUGGGACAUGUUCGCUCGGGCGCGAAGCAAGCCUUUGUGGAAGCUUCGUGAGCUCGUUGAUGCCACCGUAUUCCGUUAUAUCACCGACGUCCUUGCGCGGGAAGACGCACUUGCUAUGCUCAAGGCAAAGGAAGCGGGUAAACAAGAACGUGAAACCAUUGUUCGAGAAGUUGGGUACCCGGCCUACAUCACCUCGGCUGGCUGGCUCGGCUACUCGGACGAAAAAGUUGCACGUCUCACCAAAGAAGCGGUUGCUGCAGGCUUCAACCACUUCAAGAUGAAAGUUGGCGCUGACUUAGCGUCAGAUUUGCGUCGCGGCCGAAUUGUUCGUUCCAUCAUCGAUGAUCCCCAAUACCUCCCCCAGGGUUCCAAAGGUCGUGACUCGAGCAGUCCAGAGCUUCAAGGGAAAAACGCCGGUCCUACUGGUGCCGUACUUAUGGUCGAUGCUAAUCAAGUAUGGGACGUUCCCCAGGCUAUCCAAUACGUGAAGAGCCUCGAAGAGGUGAAGCCUUGGUUCAUCGAGGAACCUACUGCUCCAGAUGAUAUCCUUGGUCACGCCGCGAUCCGGCGCGCGCUGAAGCCAUAUGGCAUUGGUGUCGCUACGGGCGAGCAUGCUCAUAAUCGGAUGGUUUUCAAACAACUUCUUCAAGCGGAUGCCAUUGACGUGUGUCAGAUUGAUUCUUGUCGUCUUGCGGGGGUAAGCGAGGUACUGAGUGUUUUGCUCAUGGCUGCGAAGUUUGGAGUACCAGUAUGCCCGCAUGCCGGUGGAGUCGGGCUUUGCGAAUAUGUUAUUCAUCUGAGCUUGAUCGACUAUAUUGCUAUUUCGGGAACGAUGGAACGAAACGUGCUGGAAUUUGCCGACCAUCUUCAUGAACAUUUCGUUUAUCCAUGUUCCAUCAACUCAAAGGGGCGGUACAACAUACCCCUCAACCCAGCUGCAGGAUAUAGUAUCGAGAUGCACAAGCGGAGUAUUGCUGAAUUCGAAUGGCCUCAAGGCUCAUAUUGGGCGAAGGCGAGAACCGGUAGUGUUAACUAG